AAAUGUGGUCUCCAGUGAACCUAAGGAUGUGUUCAUUAGAUUUUAUGGCAAGAAAUGGAUUACAGAUCCGAAUGAAUCCAACGAGAGAUUGACUGAUAUUAUCAUCAAUUUAUUAACUUCUGAACACAAUUUAGGACCAAAAGUGUACGGAAUGUUCAGCGAAGGCAUUGUUGGCGAAUAUAUUGAUGGUCACCACAUGAGUCCCGAAGACUACUUGAAUCCAUUGAUUGUCAAAGAAUUUGCUCAAAAAUUGGCAAAAUUUCAUUCAUUGAAUGUUCCGAUAGCUCGUGAUUAUGAGUGGUGUAAAACACAUUUCCAUACAUUUUAUAAUGCCGUUCACAAAGAGAUACCAGACUUACAUCAACUGAUCCGAGAGAUUGAGGCCAAGAAUCUGUUGAAAUAUGAUUUCAAAGAGGAGAACGAAUGGUUACACAAAUGUUUGGAUGCCUUGAAAUCGCCAAUAGUUUACUCACAUAACGAUAUAUUUAACGCAAAUAUAUUGGUUACUAAUCAAGUCAAUGAAAACAGUGAUAAUAAUGUGGUGUUAAUUGAUUUUGAAUAUUCCCGACAUUUUUAUCGCGGCUAUGAUUUGGGUUUCUUUGUCAAUGAGUUCGGGAGAGACAGCAAUUUCUUUAUCCGCGAAGACCUGCCUUUGGCCGACGAUCAGUGGAUCCAAACAUUUUUGGGCCACUAUUUGGACGAAUUGGUGAAAAUUUGGGGCAAAGAGUUCGCCGAUAGACCCGAGAAUUCAAUGGAUGUUCUCUUAAGGGAAACAAAAUUCUUUGCAUUAAUUAUGGAUAUGACUUGUAUUAUGAUAUUGUAUUGCAUUAAUGAAGUGCCAGACGGAGGCAAUAAACGGGAUAUUAUGAAAAGAGUGGAUACCUAUUACGGCCGUUAUAUUGAGCGCCGGCAACAGUUUGAAAGGUUAGGCAUAACACCCAUUCCUCGUUAUUCAUAG
Messenger RNA from Medioppia subpectinata, 958 nucleotides. The record is from the annotation of a GenBank genome assembly. NCBI's taxonomy places the organism in Eukaryota, Metazoa, Arthropoda, Arachnida, Sarcoptiformes, Oppiidae.